Messenger RNA from Kwoniella mangroviensis CBS 8507, 3825 nucleotides. Its product is annotated as GTP-binding protein LepA. The coding region runs from base 1 to 3825 and encodes 1274 amino acids. Lineage: Eukaryota; Fungi; Basidiomycota; Tremellomycetes; Tremellales; Cryptococcaceae. The record is from RefSeq and is a predicted model, not a curated record. The transcript has 17 exons. Gene Ontology annotation, molecular function: GTPase activity; GTP binding; mitochondrial ribosome binding. Gene Ontology annotation, cellular component: mitochondrion. Gene Ontology annotation, biological process: positive regulation of translation.
AUGAGCUCAGUGCUCCGUGCAAGUCGGCCAUGUGCCGCUUGCCUUCGCAGACUCCGAGCAUCUCAAUCGGCAUUACAGUCCACCAGCACCUUAUCAAGUUCAUGUCGACCGUUAAGUACCCUCAGCUUGAGAGUACCAUCGAAGCUUCCCUUCAAUCGAACUUCAAGGCGACUCAUCACGACUAGCAUACGUUCAGAAGCAAGAGCAACAGAUAUCACAUCGAAGAAGAGAUCAUUGGAGAUGGGCGUAUUCCCUCCGGAACGUAUACGGAAUCUCUCAAUCAUCGCUCAUAUAGAUCAUGGAAAAUCCACCUUGGCAGAUCGUUUAUUACAGAUGACAGGGACUGUGCCGCCGUCUUCGAAUCCUCAAUUUCUCGAUAAACUAAAAGUGGAGAGAGAAAGGGGUAUAACGGUGAAAGCUCAGACGGUCUCGAUAAUACACGAACAUACAGAUGGUCAGAAAUACUUGAUCAACCUAAUCGAUACGCCUGGACAUGUAGAUUUUAGUUAUGAAGUUUCGAGAAGUCUAGGAGCUUGUGAAGGUGGUUUGUUGCUGGUGGAUUGCUCUCAGGGCAUCCAAGCUCAGACGUUAUCGGUGUUCCAUCAUGCCUUAGAAGCCAACCUCAAAUUGUUACCUGUGAUCAACAAAGUUGACCUACCGCAUGCUUCGCCAGAGGAGACCAGCGAAGAAAUCGAAACGUCCCUUGGACUACCGCUCAAAGAUCACAUGCGUAUAAGUGCCAAAUCCGGACUGGGUGUCGAAAACGUGUUGAAUAAUAUAAUCGAUAAUUUACCUUCACCUAAGAAAUGGGUAGACGAUGAUGGGAAAUUACGAGGGUUGAUAUUCGAUACUUUCUAUGAUCAGUUUCGUGGGGUUGUCUCGCUAGUUCGUAUAUUCUCGGGUACAUUGAAGAAAGGAGAUAAAGUUAGAUUCCUCCAAGCUGGAAAGAGGUAUGAGAUACUGGAAGUGGGGAUUAACAAUCCUGAGGAGGUGGUGGUGGACCAGCUGAAAGAUGGCCAAGUAGGGUAUAUUGUCUGUAAUAUGAAGAAUUCUGAAGAAGCGUUCAUUGGAGAUACGAUAUGCUGGGCAGAUAAACCUGUAGUACCUCUACCUGGAUUCAAGCCUAUGAAAGCUAUGGUAUACGCCGGUGUAUUCCCAAUGGACAGCUCGGAUUUCCCGAAACUUGAGGAAUCGAUAGAACGACUUACUCUCAACGACCGAAGUGUAUCGGUACAACGAGAAUCGUCCGCUGCUCUGAGUCAGGGCUUUCGACUGGGCUUCCUUGGUACGCUUCAUAUGGACGUCUUCAAACAACGUCUGGAAGAUGAAUAUUCCUCAGAGGUGAUCGUGACAGCACCUACUGUGCCAUACAAAGUUGUCUACCUGAAUGGUACCGAGGAAUUCGUUUCGAAUCCAGUUGACUUCCCUGAAGUGACAGAUUCAAAAUUGCGAGUCAGGCAUAUCGAAGAACCGAUGAUCAAUGCUACAAUUUUCGUACCAAAUGAAUACAUCGGCGAGAUGAUGGAUUUAUGUUCACGAUAUCGAGGUGUACAACAAGAAUAUCGUAUCUUGGAAAACUCUGAUCGAGCGAUAUUGAGGUAUUCAUUACCUCUAGCGGAGAUCGUGACGGAUUUCUUUUCAGAGUUGAAAAGCUCAAGCUCGGGAUUCGCAAGUUUCGAUUAUGAAGAAGCAGGAUAUCAGCAGUCUAACCUGGUCAAACUAAACAUCCUGAUCAAUGGAAAGCCUGUCGAUGCUCUAGCUAUGAUCGUACAUAAGUUCGCUGCUCAAAAUGUCGGUAAAGCCUGGGUGAAGAAACUCAAGGAGGUAGUCCCUCGUCAGCAGUUCGAGCUUUCUUUGCAAGCUGCUGUCGGCGCAAAAGUCAUAGCGAGAGAAAACGUCUCUGCGUUCCGAAAGGACGUUACUGCGGGAUUAUAUGGAGGACACUACGAUCGAAAGCUGAAACACUUGAACAAGCAGAAAGAAGGUAAAAAGCGACUUAAGAAACUAGCAGGAAACAUCGAGAUACCUCAGACCGCGUUCUUUCAAGUUCUUUCUUCCCGACCCAGAUCUUUCCACUCGUCAGCUCGAUCCUCCUCUUUGGCACUGAACUGCCAAACUCCGAGUAUACCUAUACCUCCUGGCUUCUCACCCAAUAACCUUUUAUCAACGUCCUUCUCAUCGUCGUCCGCCUCAUGGCAUAACACCAAUGAUCCAAUCACUCAGAACCUCCCUCAACUCGAUCCCGAAUCACCGACCAUACCUGCGCAGCCAGCGUCUGCACCACCUCCCAUUGGUCGAUCUCCUAUCUCACCUCCGGAAAGAUCGUACAAAUUGUCUCUAAUCGGUAGAAUGACUUCCUCACCUCCACCUCCCGAAGUGACCUCGUCCAAGCUAUCCGAGGCAUUCCGGGAAUUGUACACUUCAUCUCCCGAUUCGCACGUCUUCACUCCUGGAGAGAUCCACGAGAUCAUCUCUGCUCUUCUAGCUCUACAACAAAGGGAAGGUGGAGAUCGUAAAUUAUAUGCGGAGCAGCUACAACCGUUAUUCAGGGAAUUAGAGGAUAUAGUAGGAGAUAAAUCGAAGGCACUGAGAGGGAUGGAACUUACAGUCUUAUCUCAAGCAUCACGAAUAGAACGAAAAGUGAAAACCCAAGAUAUAAUCAACGCUGAAAAGUCUUUUCGAUCUUUGUUCCCUACAUCGCCUAAUCAGAAUGAUAUCAAGGGAACGAAGAGCUAUCAGAGAGGAAUCAAUCAUAUAAUGUAUUUAUGCGCUCUGGCAGGACAUCAAAGUAGAUUUGAAGAUUGGUGGAUGAAAUUAUCCCGAAAUGAAAUAUUCCCAGAUAGUCACAGUCAUCUGACUAGGUGUAUUCUAGCCGAGAAGAUAGGUAGAUUAGAGGAUAUACCAAAAAUCUUAGAUGGCGCUUUCGAUCAAGCGGAUUUAGAGAUGAGUGAAGAGAAUAAGGGCGUAUUGGUCAAUUUUGCUAUACAUGCUUUUGCAAGAGGUCCACAUCCACGAGGGGCUGACGAAUCUGACGUGGAUGUGAAUGAGGAUAAAUUUUUGGAGAGUGCUAUCGAAGGAUACUCGAAGAUUGUCGAAUUGGAUCAAGGGGAAUAUCAAAACUUACUAGGCGCGACUACCAACAGAACAUUCAAACAAGAUGGCCAAGUAGUAAUACCUAUACCCAAACAUUGCAAGCCGACUAAAGAAUUAUUCGGUCCAUUCUUAUCUGCUUUAGUUAACAAAGGAAAUUUGAUAGGAAGUUUGACAGUUUUCAAACACAUAUUCGAAAAUGGCUUCACACCAGAUAUCAAAGAUUACAUCACGUUAUUCAAGGGAUUCGUAACUUAUGGUCAAUCUGACCUAAUCAGAGGAGGCGGAGAGGCAUAUAGGGUAUUUGGGAUCAAUCGAUAUGGGUCAAAUGACUAUGGUAGGAAUGUUGAAAGAGAGAGUUUCAAAGAUAUUUGGGAAAAAGGUUUAUCACCAUUUACAGAUCAAGAGAAAUCAUUCACUGCUAUACCACCUAAAAACCACGGUAGUGAUGGGAUAAAGUGGGAUUUAGAGAAUUUGCAAGAGAUAUAUCUAUCUUUCUUAUCCCUUAGCCCCUCGAGCAUGGGAAAUAAGACCAAAGGGAUAAAUAAGAAACAACUUUGGAUUAUACUGAAAGCGUUUACAAAGACCAGUGGAGGUGAUUUACAGAUUAUAGAGAAAGUAUGGAAAGAUUUGGAAAAUAAGUUUGGAGAAGGAAAUGAAGAAGGUUGGAUUGAAUGGAAGGUUGAUAACAGGUUGAUAUGGGCCAAAAGAACCUUGUAUGGUGAAGAACAUUAA